AUGCACAAGGCCGUGACCCCCAAGGGGUUUGCCCUGCGCUCGGCCCUUGCUGUCACCACCACCUAUGCCGCAGCUACGGUUGCGUACCCGCUGGACAUUGUGAGGAAGAGGCUCAUCGUGGACACCGCUGCUGAUGCGUCCCAGUACGGCAACAGCUUCUGGCGCUGCAUCGGGGAGAUCUGGAGGCGGGAGGGGGUCCGGGGCUUCUAUCGCUUCUAUGGGUAUGAUAUGGCGUUCCGCGUGUUUGCUGGCGGCAUCCUGGUGGGCUACGACGUGUUCCUGGAGCUGCUGCACCAGCAGCACCCGCCCCGCCGGCGCGACACACUAUCGGGGCCUGCAGCCCCGAUGCUCCCCUCGCAUGCAUCAAAGCCUCGCACCCCGGGUCCCCAGUAG
Monoraphidium neglectum is the source of this 393-nucleotide messenger RNA. RefSeq lists its product as hypothetical. NCBI's taxonomy places the organism in Eukaryota, Viridiplantae, Chlorophyta, Chlorophyceae, Sphaeropleales, Selenastraceae. The transcript has 3 exons. The record is from RefSeq and is a predicted model, not a curated record. Bases 1 to 393 code for a protein of 130 amino acids.